Molecule: messenger RNA, 6133 nt
Organism: Drosophila ananassae
Lineage: Eukaryota; Metazoa; Arthropoda; Insecta; Diptera; Drosophilidae
Gene: stol
Product: voltage-dependent calcium channel subunit alpha-2/delta-3
Exons: 17
Coding region: 1133-4945 (1270 amino acids)
Cellular component (GO): voltage-gated calcium channel complex
Molecular function (GO): voltage-gated calcium channel activity
Source: RefSeq, a predicted model, not a curated record
UUCCCCAAGUGUACAUUCAGUCGUGGCGAGAAUCUGGCGAGUGUGGAUGCGUUUUAAGCAGAAAGCGCGCCCAAAAGAAUUUAAUUCUGCCCAAAGCCUCUUGGUCUGAGAAAAUAUCAAAAAAAUCAAAUAAAUAAGAGAAAAACAACUAAGUGAGAUAGUCUUUUGGCCAGCCAAGUCUGAAUUUGUUUAAAGUGCAACAGUGACAAGAAGCAAUUACGAAAGCGGCAAACAUUGCGCCAACUAUUGUCUGCCGCAAUUUCAGAAAAUUAACAAAGCCAGUUCGUGAAGCUCUGUACGCCGCAGGAUAUCCUGAAAUCCAAACGUUGGAAAAAAUCCAAUACAGAUAUAUGUGUAUAUGUAUUAUGUAUGUGCGAGUGCCUGUGGUGGUGCAAUAUUUGUGAGCGCCAAAAAAACCGAAGAGACGAAGCCGCGCAGUCGAAUAAAUCUCUCGUCUCUCCGUUUCGCAUUUCGUCCUUCGCCAUCGCGUUUCGUCGCUUUCUCCAUCUCGAAAGUCGCGUAGUAAAAAGUGUCGGCACAACGCUGCACCUCGUUGCGCCACCCGCCCGACAUCCGCCACCCCACGGCCACACGGCUGGCCCCAGGAGCUUGGAGAUUUGUUUUUAGUAAACUUUUUCGCACUCGGCUUCGGAAUUGCGAAUUUGGCGCGCAGAGGCACCAAGAAAAACGUCAAUUCGGCAUUCCAGAAGCCCACAUAUCAAACUACCUGUGCAAUUAAAACUUCUCAUCGGAAAACAACAGACUUUAUUGAUUUGCAACAAUGUUAAACACACCUGAUGGAAGCAAUAAAAACAUUUGGCAACACAAAAUUCCCAUCCAGUAUAUGAAAAAGUCAUCGUAAUCAAAAGUAAUAAAAACCCAUUCAAACAUAUCAAAUAUAUCCUAUCGAAAUAAAAUAAAUUGAAGUCCAGUUCACAUACAGGUAUUAGCUGGAAAUAUUUGUGUGGUUUUUUAGAACGUGGCAAGGACGCGGGAAACAAAUAAUUCGACAUUUUGGCAACUGAAACUAAAAUCAAUCUAACGUGGAGGAAACCUCAAACUAGUGAAUUGUGAACUAUCCAAAACAAAUUGACCCAAAUAAAUACGCACACGAACGGGUAAAACAAACAAAAUGGAGCGCAAACACUGGAGCUGCUUUGUGGCCAUUGUGCUGGGCGUGCUAAUAUUCAAAAUGCACAUAUUUGGUGCUGUCGGAGAUCAGGACGAGGAUAUACCACACAAUGAGGUUCGCAACUGGGCCUUGAAGUUCGGCGUCGACCUGUGGGAGUUUGGACGUCAAUUUACCAAAAUGAACGAGAUAAAAAAUCGCUUCAAGGACAACGACAUCGAAGUGAAACGCAAGGAUGGGAUUAUCCUGCUUCGAGAAUUGGCCGCUGAGGUGAAGAACUUUAUGGAUUUUAAGCGCAAUGCUGUCAUGCGCCUGAUGGACUCCGCCGAGCAGGCGGCCCUCUCGGAACUGGAGGGCCAGGGACAAGGGGAGUCGCCCUCGGGCAAUCAACAGCACUACGAUGCCCGGCGGAUUAACGAGUACAACGCCGACGGCAAGCUGGCGGACGGAGCCCGGCACAUGGACAUCCGGUUCAUGCGGCGCUUUGAGCGCCUGCCAGUCAAUCUCAGUCUAAGUUCGAUUCUGGUGCCCCACGGUGUCGAUCUGGACGAGGCGGCGGACGUGAAGUCGGCGCUGCAGUGGAGCGCCCACUUGGACCCGCUCUUCCAGAACAACUUAGAGCAAGAUCCGGCACUAUCCUGGCAAUAUUUCGGCUCGUCCACGGGCUUCCUGCGCCGCUUUCCGGGCACUGCCUGGCCCCCGGAGGGCUCUAAGGGCAGCAAGCUAAUCCAUGACUUCCGCACCCACAAUUGGUUCGUGCAGGCUGCUUCAUCGCCCAAGGAUAUUAUGAUUCUUCUGGACGCCUCUUCGAGUAUGUCCGAGAAGUCCUUUGACCUGGGCAUGGCAACUGCUUUCAAUAUCUUGGACACUCUGGGCGAAGACGAUUUUGUGAACCUCAUCACCUUCUCGGAGGUGGUGAAGACUCCGGUUCCGUGCUUCAAGGAUCGCAUGGUUCGGGCCACACCCGACAACAUUCAGGAGAUUAAGUCUGCGGUGAAGGCCAUUAAAUUGCAGGACACGGCUAACUUUACGGCGGGACUGGAGUAUGCGUUCAGCUUGCUGCAUAAGUACAACCAAUCGGGAGUUGGGAGCCAGUGCAACCAGGCCAUCAUGUUGAUUACAGAGAGCACCUCGGAGUCGCACAAGGACGUGAUCAAGCAGUACAACUGGCCCCACAUGCCUGUGAGGAUUUUCACAUACCUGAUAGGAAGUGACUCCGGCAGCAGGAGCAACUUGCACGACAUGGCGUGCUCCAACAAGGGAUUCUUCGUGCAGAUCAACGACUAUGAGGAGGCCCGCCGCAAAGUUAUCGACUACGCACUGGUGAUGGCCCGUCCGAUGAUCAUGUACCAGGCGGAUCAUCCGGUGCACUGGAGCCCGGUGUUUGUGGCCGGAAAAUCAGGCGGACUCGGCCGGGACUCAGAGUACCAGCGACGCCUGGUGACGACAGUUUCAACUCCGGUCUUCGAUAGACGGAACCAUUCGGUUCGCGUUGCCAAUCUGCUGGGUGUGGUGGGCACCGAUGUGCCCAUCGAGGAGAUCCGCAAGGUCAUCCCCCAGCACAAGCUAGGACCGAAUGGCUAUUCGUUUAUCGUCGAUAAUAAUGGGCGUGUCUUGUAUCACCCGGACCUGCGACCUUUGAGUGAUGGCAAUCAGUACAUCGAUCAGCUGAAGCCCAAGUACGCCUCGGUCGACAUCACGGAGUUGGAACUGCCGGAAACGGAGGUCGGAAACGAUCACGAGAUAGUGGAGAUGAACAAAAACUUACUUAAUGAGAUGCGCGGCGACAUGAUCCGACCUAAGGAGGGAGAAACGGAGUUCACCGUUCUGAAUCACUACGAUGAGUCCAAACGCGUCUCCACUCGAACCCAUCGCUACUUCUACGGACCCAUCGAGGACACGCCCUUCACGCUUGCUAUUGUGCUCCCGGAGAAAUACGGUAGCCAUGAGUUUGUCUCCCAGCAGGAAAUUCGGCAUUCCCGUAACAAUGUUACGGAAUACUUCAAGGGAGACAACUGGCGCGUACAUCCUGAUUGGGUGUACUGCGAGUACAAUAGUGUCAGCGAUCUGGAGAAGGAGCGGGAGAGUUCUGGAGAAUACUCUUCGCGAGAUCAAGAACCCAGCUUUGGGUCACCAGAAGAGCAGGUAUUGCACUUCCUGGCUCGCGCCGGACGCCCUGGUUGGAAGUGGAUGUCGGUUCGACCCAAGUCACCGCAACCACACCACAACAUGCACAGUGGCUCAAACGGCAAUGCACCCGGCUCAAGCCACUUUGGGUCGCAGCACCUAAACUCUCAGGGAUCUCGCAAGGCUGAGCCCUACUUCUGCGAUCGAACCCUUAUCCAGAGCUUGGUGCGCGACGCCAUGGUCACCGAUGGCCUCGACCGGAACACUACGGGCACCUCCAACGGCAAGGAGGACAAGCAUCCAAUCGCCACAUUGAUGGCAAUUUUGAAGAGGCAAGGUUAUCAAAAGUUUGUGGUGGCCACUUCUUUUGUGGGGACGCGGUCGGGUCUCCUCCGCUGGAUCGAUCACAUUAAGAGGCCCGAAGAUACCCCCGAACCUCACUUCAGCGAGGAUAAUGUGCGGGCCAUGGACACUUCCUGGUACAAGCGUGCCAUCGACCAACACACCGUGGAGCCUGACAGCUUCGUGUAUAGUGUCCCCUUCGGGUCUGGCUAUGCCAUCAAGUCCAACGCCACCCUGGUCACGGCGUCCCAUGCUAUCUUCGUGGAGCACCGUGGCCACAAGGCACCCGCCGCCGUUGUGGGUCUCCAGUUCCAGCAUGACUCGCUAGCCAAACACUUUAUUAAUAUUACUUCCACAUGCACUGGGAUGACGGGAUGCAAAAGAACUUGCGCUUCGGACAAUCUCGACUGUUAUGUCCUAGACAAUAGUGGCUUUGUUAUAAUCUCCGAGGAGAUGGAACACACUGGAAAGUUCUUUGGACAAAUAGACGGCACUAUUAUGGAUUCCUUGGUCCAGGAUCGCAUCUACAAACGGGUUACGGUUAACGAUUACCAGGGAGUCUGUUCCGAUGCCGAUAAUCCCUACACAGCUGCUGGUGGAAUAAUGAAACCUAAUCGUAUCGCAUCCUGGUUCUUCAACCACUUGGUGGCCUUGAGCGCUGCCUGGUUGGCACUUAUGCCGAGUGCCUUGCGAGCCUGGCCACAGGAUGAUUAUACGUAUGAUAACGAGGACGUCAUCUUUAUGGAAAACAACUAUUCAGAUGAAUACGAACCGGAGGAAAAUGAUUACAACUUGCCAGUGGAUCAGGAAAUGGAUGAGUUCUUCACCACAGCCGAUGUGGAGUAUACGACACCACCACCUAGACAACACAAGCCCCAUGUAGGACCAAGAUUUGCGCCGGACCCUCAGAAUGCCAGACGAUGCGACCUGCGAACGGAUCUCUACAUGCUCCAGCCCGAACGACUAAUACAGGGAGGUCAAAACAAUCCUCUGAAGGGAAAACUUACCAAUUGCCAUGUGUCUGGCUGCGAACGGCCAUUCAGUGUCCAGAAGAUCCCGCACAGCAAUCUCAUCCUGCUGGUGGUGGACACUUUGUGUCCAUGUGGGUCCAAGCAACUGGACAUCGAGCCGAUGGAGGAGUCUGGAGUCAUAGGAGCGUGCAGCACUAGGCGACAGGGCCAGGAACAGGAGUCGCGGCGAAGACCCAGAAAGUGCAUCAAUUACCAUCCGGAGGAGAUCGAGAUACAGCAGUGCGGGCGGGGUAGCACCCUUCUGCACAUGUCCGGGUCGGUGGUCGUGGCCCACCUCCUGAUGGUGGUCGUGACCUAUGUGCUGGCCAACGCGUGAUACGAGCACUAAGUUACUUUUGAGGAUUAGGUUUGGACUAUUUUUGUAUCAGAGGAGCAAGCGGAGGCACGCUUUGGCUUUCAUACGAUGUGAAGUUUCUGUUACUUGAUUUGCCGCCGAAGUGGACGCAGUGGCCACUUCUCAGCCACCAUUUUGCAUAGCCAAAUGGCCAAUGGGAAAAAUACAAUGUUUUUCAACGAUUCGGAAAAUCGAGCAGGCAAGCACCAUUACAUAAAUAACACUAACGAGUUUAUAUGUUUGUAGACAAUAAUUUGCGGGAGAGGAAAUUAAAAUUAGUGACAAUUAUAGCUAAACAUGGAUUCAGUGGGCAAUAAGCGAGUAAUUCAAAUUAAUGAUUUAGUCGAGAUAGAAACUUACUAGCGCGAGCUUUGUUUCCCGAUAUUCAAGAAGUAUUUGUUUCAUCCUAAUUACCGAGUAAGACAUACAAAAUACGAGUGCAAAACUAAUUUAUCAAAUGUAAUAUCGAAAUAAUCUAUUCGACAGUUGGAUUCUGUAAAUAUUAUGAAUAUACAUUGAAUAUGAACAAAAUUCCUACCGAUAAUGAUUAGUUUUUCCUGUUUUCUACUGUACAACUCAAAUAAGAACGACGGUUAAUUAUGCACUCAACUACGUACGCACAACUAUGAAGUAUUAUAUCAUUUUAAAGACAACACAAACGAAUUCACUGAACAAAUGGAAGACUUGAACUACUCGACAGCAAUGUAAAAAUAGCAAAAGCACACAAAAAAAAAAAGGAAAAACUGAGCCGAAACCAAUCGAAUAGAAAGUCCAAAUCAGAGACUAGUGUACAUAUGCGGGUCACUUCCAAAAGACGAACAACUAGUCGGAAGCCUGCAUUAAAAACUGAAUGUUUGUUAGUUUCAAUGCAAGCAAACAUAAGCAAGAAAUUAAGGGAAAAUAGUCAUUUAUUUUAUAUACAUUUUUAUAAAAACUUGGGUGGAACGAGAAGAGAAAAUAAAUCGGCUUGAGCUAUUCAACCCCAUCAUUUUAAGUCCACUCCGAAAUAAUAGUUUCGAUGUUUAUGUUGACCACAUUGGAAUUAACAUAUCGAUCGAUGUUUAAAAAAUAUCUUAUUUUAUUUUCUUCCUAAACAAUCUUAAGAAAAAAAGAAAUUACUCGAAACACUACAUAUUCACAAUAAAACCACUCACUCACACUGAAAAAAAC